UAGCCCACGCGGCAGAGAGGCGCGGGGCGCGGCGACGAAAAAAAGGAGCGCGGCCGUCACGCGGAACGGAUCCCAACCCAACCCCCGGCCCCCACGUCUCCCGUGACUUCUUCCCCCAAAUCUCGCUCGUUCCAGUCUGCUCCUCACCACCGCCACCACCAGCACCUCCGCCGUCCAAAACCCUGAGCAACCCACGCUUAUACGCCGUGGCCAUCAGCAAAAAACAGGCCCUCGCUCAGAACUACGCCGCCGUCGCCACUCCAGAUCUACGCCACCAGCAAUCGGCCGCUGCAACCACAUUCAUCGUCGCCCCAUAUCUACGCCGUCGCCACCAGCAAGUAGCAACCCGACCGCCCCAGCCCCUUCAGCAGCAACGAACUCGCUGCCACCAACAGUAACCCCGCCGGCCCCCUCCAGCAGCUAUCCCGCAACGAAGAGUGGAACAAAGGGCAGUUGUGUUCCGGUCACCCCACAAGCUUCUGCAGGAUUGAGGUAGAGCGUACCGGAUCUGUGGUCGUCUCGCCGGCGAUUUCCAAGGGAGGCGAUGGACCUGGCGCCGUCGCUGCCUGACGACGUGCUCGCGGGCGUCCUCCGACGCCUCGCGCCGCGCGACCUCGCCGCGUCCCGCUGCGUCUGCAAGUCGUGGCGCCGCGUCGUCGACACCCACCGCCUGCUGCGCGCGGACCUCCUCCCGCUCUCGCUGGGUGGCAUCUUCCUCAACUUUCUCGGCAUAUAUUUCACGCAGUUCCUCUCCCGCCCCACGACGGGCGCCGCCGUCUCCGGCCGGCUCGACUACACGGUGCCUGGCGAGCCAGAGCCCGAAAUGCCGCACCUCAUCUACGUGCGUGAUCACUGCAAUGGCCUCCUCUUGCUCGAAUACUGCGUGGUUAACCCUGCCACACGGCAGUGGGCGCUCUUGCCCCCGCCCCCGCCCCUGCCCCAACCCCCACCUCCAGGCAUGGAUUUUUGCACAGACCAGUACCUCGUGUUUGACCCCACCCUGUCGCCCAACUAUGAGUUGGUCAUAAUGCCCAAUGUUCCUUUCAAGCUGAACGAAUGUGAGGAAUUUGAAUGGCCGCCGUCCACAUUGGUCCUACCUGUGUUUUCAUCAAAGAUUGGUUCGUGGGAGGAGAGGACAUUUGGUCGGGAAGGGGAGGCUGCAGGGACGUUACCUGGCAUGGUUGGGUCAGUACGGGAUUGCCAUCAUCAGUGUGGCUACUGGCGAGGAGCACUUUAUGUAUGUUGCUCCGACUGUUUUGUUCUGAGAAUAUCACUGUCAGACGAUAAGUAUCGAGUAAUUAGAUUGCCCACAGACGUGCCUGAAGAUCGAAAAUUUUAUCUAGGAAAAUCAAUCAAGGGGAUAUACUGUGCAUCAUUAUUCCAGGUGUCCCAACUUCAGGUUUGGUUCCUUAACGACCCAUGUGGUCAGGCCGAGUGGGUGUUGAAGCAUGAUAGAGACAUUUUCCCCAUCCUGCCAAAUCUGAACUAUGACAAACAAUGUGAUGGACCUUGGAUCUUACAAGAAUUUAAUUAUUGGCAAGAUGUCGUUCAACAUUCUGAUGAAGAUUCUGCUGUGGAGGACAACAACAAAGCAAUAGUGGAAGAUAAAUUUGAGUGGGACUCUGACAAUGAUAAUGUUCUCGAACCUGGAAGUAGGAGCAAAGAUAGUUAUAUCAUUUUCCUUGGAUUUCAUCCUUAUAAAGAGGUUGUCUUCUUGAGUGAUAAAUCGGACAGAGUGCUAGCCUAUAAUUGGAGUAGCUCAAAGCUUCAAGAUUUGGGCAAGCUUUUCCCAAAAUUCUAUAUUGAUCUCCCUGACCAAUAUCCAUUGGUAAAAGCAUUUUUCCCAUACACUCCCUACUGGAUGGGGGAGCUCCCUGAAAAACUAAAUUUAGAAGCUCAGCUAGAAGAUUAGAAUGUGUUUGUUGCAAGUUGUUUCAAGAAUGGAAUAGCUAGCCUGCUCUUGUCCAUUGUUCUUUUGAUAUUUGUGUACACAGAUUGUUCCCUGAAAAACUAAAUUUAGACAUCUCCAGUUUAAAUUUCCUUAUUUUCCCUGC
Messenger RNA from Phragmites australis (common reed), 2054 nucleotides. RefSeq lists its product as uncharacterized. Bases 545 to 1912 code for a protein of 455 amino acids. The transcript is spliced from 4 exons. The record is from RefSeq and is a predicted model, not a curated record. Gene Ontology annotation, molecular function: protein binding. NCBI's taxonomy places the organism in Eukaryota, Viridiplantae, Streptophyta, Magnoliopsida, Poales, Poaceae.